AUGAGAAUUCUAAGUUGCGAGCUUCACGGACAAGCAGUACUCCAUAAUCUCUGCAGCAUCCCGGAACUAUGGAAGUGGAAUCUAAAACCCAAAAAUGUUGACAAUAUCAAAGACUUCGACAUUGAUGUCAGCGGCGAUGAUACCUGGUCUAGCUACUUUAAAUUUGGUGGAGACAAAAAUGGUUGGCACCUUGUCAAGAAGCUAUAUGCUAUGCACACUAUCAAGAUGAGUGAACUUGUCCAGCGUCUCACGGAAAGGUAUCCGUACUACAGAAAACGUGGUAUUAGAGAGCAAACCUCGGCCCACAUAGAGGACACAUUGGUUGAUGUCUGCGAAGCUAUCCUUGUCCCGGAGACUGCACUAGAACUGUUACGGAAGAAGAACGAGAAAGCGGAGAGGGAGAAGUUGGAGACGGAAAGGUUGGAGAAGGAGAGGUUAGAGGAUAUAUCGGAGGAGUAA
Botrytis sinoallii is the source of this 459-nucleotide messenger RNA. RefSeq lists its product as uncharacterized. The record is from RefSeq and is a predicted model, not a curated record. The coding region runs from base 1 to 459 and encodes 152 amino acids. Lineage: Eukaryota; Fungi; Ascomycota; Leotiomycetes; Helotiales; Sclerotiniaceae. The transcript is spliced from 2 exons.